AUGAAAUUUUCCGAGUCUCCUCCUGAGAGCCCGUGGGCCAGCCCAGACAGUAUAGAGCUUGCUGAAUUUGACGAGGUCGGUGUGACGUCCGACCGCCAUCACCGAAACAGCUUCAGACGUGAUUCUGCUUUCCCGGAUCUCGUCGAUGAGGGGGACGAGGAGGACAGUGAUGGCGAAGAUAAAGGUGAUCGUGCGCUGCUUGGUUCUCAUGCCAGAGUCGUAUCACCUUCACCACCAACCUACAAGCCCAGUACUUGGGCUCAGGUCAGGAGCAUUGUCAUUGAGACAUUUCCGACACUUCUACUCACAACCACCGGACUGCUAUUUACGGGAAAUCUUUUGAACAAAAUUUCGCAUUGGAAAGCUAUGUCUCGUGUCGACGAGCUCAUCAUGAUCAUUCCCGUGGUGUUGAAUCUCAAAGGAAACCUCGAGAUGAACCUCUCAGCGCGCUUGGGCACCGCCGCCAAUGUCGGCGAGCUAGACAAGCCCGAAACACGCCGUGCACUCAUCCUCGGAAAUCUGACUCUACUACAAGUGCAAGCUGCAGUCGUUUCGUUUGUUGCCGCCUGUGUCUCAUACGUAUUGGGUCGCAUUGUCUCUUCACAAUCUGCGGAGCAGUCAGUGGAGGUUAUGAUGGGAAACUUAACCAGCUUGAGUAACGCGACUCUGUCCGACAAUCUGCAUGGUCGACUCUAUGCGCGAGUUCUCCACGAAAGCCGCAAACCCCUUCCUGCUCUUCCGCAAACAGGCAAGAAGAUAUCAGGCGCUUCCGAAUUUAUUAUGGUUGCGUCCGCCGCAAUGUGCUCGACCGCUUUGUCCAGUGUUGUCUUGGGCUCAUUCAUGUGUGGCCUGGUCGUUCUCUGUCGCCGAUUUGGACUCGAUCCCGACAAUAUAGCGCCUCCUGUUGCGGGAUGCCUCGGGGACAUGGUGACGCUUUCCAUCUUGGGCGUAGUCUCUGUGCUACAGGUGCGCAUGGUGGAUACACCUGUGCCACUGAUCCUAGUCAUUCUCCUCACGAUCGCUGCUAUUGGCUGGACGGUAGUAGUCCGCCGAAAUCCUCACGUCAGGCAUCUUGUCACGGAGGGAUGGCCCCCUUUGAUCGCUGCCAUGAUCAUCAGUAGCGGGACUGGACUCGUGCUGGAUGCUUUCGUGAGCCGAUAUAGGGGGUUUGCGCUAAUAGCUGUAGUCAUUACAGGUGUACCUGGCAGCGUCGGUGCUAUCUUCAUCUCACGCUUGUCUACCGCGCUGCAUGCAGCUGCGAUGGUCCUGUUGCCGUCAAAUGUCGACCACAAACCUCAUCCGAGCGGCCGUCUAGUGAUGAUCACAUUGCUGGCAGUUAGCUUUCCAAUUCAAAUACUCUUUGUCGGGAUGCUCUAUGCUUUCGGCUGGCUACAUCUAUCCAUCGUAUUUGCGGUUAUGGAGGUCAUCUUCUUCGCAUUAGCCGUCGUAAUUUCCUUGUUCCUGGCUCAAGCAGCAACUAACCUUCUCUGGAAGUGGAAGCUCGACCCAGAUAUGUAUGCGCUACCGCUGCAUUCGGCUUUCAUGGACCUUGUCGGCCAACUUCUUCUAGUUGUCUGCUAUGAAGUCGCUGCCUUGCUUGGAUCGAAGGUUCGCAGCCCUAGUGCGAGCUGA
Messenger RNA from Laetiporus sulphureus 93-53, 1632 nucleotides. RefSeq lists its product as uncharacterized. Lineage: Eukaryota; Fungi; Basidiomycota; Agaricomycetes; Polyporales; Laetiporaceae. The record is from RefSeq and is a predicted model, not a curated record. The coding region runs from base 1 to 1632 and encodes 543 amino acids. The transcript is spliced from 7 exons. Gene Ontology annotation, biological process: monoatomic cation transport. Gene Ontology annotation, molecular function: monoatomic cation transmembrane transporter activity. Gene Ontology annotation, cellular component: plasma membrane.